Molecule: messenger RNA, 1332 nt
Organism: Triticum turgidum subsp. durum (durum wheat)
Lineage: Eukaryota; Viridiplantae; Streptophyta; Magnoliopsida; Poales; Poaceae
Source: the annotation of a GenBank genome assembly
AUGGCUCCGCCGUUCCCACCCCUCCUCCUGGCUCUCCUCGCGGCAGCGGCAGCGGCCGUCUCGCUCGCGACAGCGGCGGCGGUGUUCCCCGAGGAGGCGCUGCCGACCAGCUCGGGCUACCUCUCCGUCGACCCGUCCGCCAACGCCUCCCUCUUCUACGCCUUCUACGAGGCCAGCGCCCCGCUCGCCGCCACGCCGGCCGACACGCCGCUGCUCCUCUGGCUGCAGGGCGGGCCCGGCUGCUCGGGCCUCAUCGGCGACCUCUUCGAGCUCGGCCCCUACCUCGCCAACGCGCCCGACGGCAGCUCGCUCACCCGCAACCCCUUCGCCUGGAACCGCCGCUUCGGGCUGCUCUUCCUCGACAGCCCGCUCGGCACCGGCUUCAGCGCCGCGCCCUCGCCCGCCCUCAUCCCCAGGGACCAGCCCGCCGUCGCCGUCCACAUCCUCGCCGCGCUCCAGUCGUUUUUCGACGCCAACACGCCCGCGUUCCGCAAGCGGCCCUUCUUCCUCUCGGGCGAGAGCUACGCCGGCAAGUACGUCCCGGCCGCCGGGGCGCACAUAUUCGCCGCCAACCCGACGCUGCCGGCGUGGCGGAGGAUCAACCUCCGCGGCGUGGCCAUCGGGAACGGGCUCACGCACCCGGUCGCGCAGGUGGCCACGCACGCCGACUCGGCCUACUUCAUGGGCCUCGUCAACGCGCGGCAGCGGCGGGAGAUGGAGGCGAUGCAGGCGGAGGCGGUGGCGCUCACGGAGGCCGCGCGGUGGCGGGAGGCGGGUGACGCGCGGGCCCGCGUGCUCGACCGGCUGCAGAACGUCACGGGCCUCGCCACGCUCUACGACUUCGCCAAGCAGCGGCCGUACGCGUCGGCUGGCGUCGAGAAGUUCCUCAACAGGGCGGAGGUCAAGGCAGCGCUGGGCGCGCUCCCGGACGUGACGUGGGAGGGGUGCAGCGACGCGGUGGGGGAGGCGAUGCAGGAUGACGUGAUGAAGAGCGUGCUGCCGGAGGUGGAGGCGCUUCUCCGGCAGACGCGCGUGCUGCUGUACCAGGGCAUCCGCGACCUCCGGGACGGCGUCGUGUCGCAGGAGGCGUGGAUCAAGGAGCUGCGCUGGGGCGGCCUGCGCGCGUUCCAGGACGCCGAGCGCGCCGUGUGGCGGAUCGGCGAAGGGGAGGAGCAGGAGCUCGCCGGGUACGUGCAGCGGUCGGGGGCGCUGACGCAGGUGGUGGUGUACGGCGCCGGGCACCUCGUGCCAGUGGACAACGGGCGCGCGGCGCAGGAGAUGAUUGAGGGAUGGGUCACGCAGACGGGUGUCUUCGGAAGCGGCAUGAGGUAG